AUGAACCACGUGCUCAAGAAAGGGUUUGUCAAGAGGACCCAGAACCUACACAAGUUUGCUAGGGUAAAUGCUUGCAUACAAACUCGGAUGCAGAAGGAGAACGAGCAAACAAUGACCAGCAUGACCAAUCCUGUGACAAAAAUAACUUACGGCUACGAGGAAGACAUGUCUAUCAAGUACACUAGAGCCGUGUACACCAAGAUGAGGACUAGGAUGAGAAAAGCCACGCUAUUUCGCGCAAAGCCUACAGCAGAGCCCACUAAGUACCUUGUGUACUACCACAACAAGGCUGGCCAUGAUGAUGAAGAAAGAUUUUCCAGGUCAAAGCAUGAAUUCCAGGUUGUAGCUGACCCAAAGAAUGAAAUAUACAAGUGUCAAUGCAAGCUUUGGACACACACAGGCCUGUUCUGCCAUCACAUCAUGAACAUACUGGACUACCUGAAGCCUGACAAAUUUCCACACAAGUAUGUCCUCAAAUGGUACACAAAGACUGCAAAAUCACAACCAACCUUUGAUACAAGGGACUACAACACAACUGCAUCGGGUGGCAGCUCAAGACUAUCGAAGCAAGACAUCUUGCUGCAGCUAAAUUUGAUGGUUAACAAGAAAGCGAUGAGAUAUGACCAGCAAUAUGACAGAGCCUUCUAUGUUCUCAAGAGGCUGGUGGAAGAGCUUGAUGCAAUACAUUCAGCAAAUCGAGCGGAUUCUGACGAAAGGAUGGCUGAAGAGGAUGCUGAAAUUGAAGAUGACCUUCAUUAUUAUGCAGCUGAAAUGCUCAACGCCGCUGCUCAAGCCAACCACUGCAAGCAGGGUGUUGACCAAUUAAUGCAGCAGCGGCAGCAAGAGACGAUGAAACUGCCGCUGUACUAUGAAACAAAGGGUAGGAAGAAAAUUUCUGCAGCAAAGAAAAGUGACAAGAGAGCUCAAAUAAAGGUUGCAGGACACAACAAGCUCACCUGUCCAACACUCUUAGAAAGAAACAAUGCCGAGGAGUUCAAGCAACCCAAAGUUCAAAAACAGCGGCCCAAAGUUAUAGAACAAAAGAACGGACCACACCCACAGAAAGCAAGCAGCAGACUUUGUAGAAUAUGCAAGGAGUAUGAACCACAUAAUGCAAGAACAUGCCCGAAGCGCGCAGAUGCUGAAAAGACAAGCAAAAAGCCAGAGAAGAAACAGAAAGCAAAACCUAGAGCCAGCAACAAGAAAGUGGUGGAAGAUGAAGAGGAAGACGAAGAUGAAGACACCAUCGAAGAAGAGGAAGACGAAGUGGAAUGCGAGGAGUAA
This is a messenger RNA of Aegilops tauschii subsp. strangulata, 1284 nucleotides long. The record is from RefSeq and is a predicted model, not a curated record. NCBI's taxonomy places the organism in Eukaryota, Viridiplantae, Streptophyta, Magnoliopsida, Poales, Poaceae.